This is a messenger RNA of Sorex fumeus (smoky shrew), 722 nucleotides long. RefSeq names its product Jupiter microtubule associated homolog 1 (gene JPT1). Gene Ontology annotation, cellular component: nucleus. The record is from RefSeq and is a predicted model, not a curated record. The transcript is spliced from 5 exons. Lineage: Eukaryota; Metazoa; Chordata; Mammalia; Eulipotyphla; Soricidae. Bases 140 to 595 code for a protein of 151 amino acids.
AGACGGCGGCCACCCGCGCCGGCAGUGGCACGGGCUCCUGCAGCGGUCGCUGGCUGCGGCUCGCCAGCUGCUCCGCGCCCCUCGGACCGACCCUCUGCGCGCUCGUCUCCCCCGUCAGCCUACCUCGCUCCCCGGCGCCAUGACGACCACUACUACAUUUAAGGGCGUGGACCCCAACAGCAGGAACAGCUCCCGGGUCUUGCGGCCUCCGGGUGGCGGCUCCAAUUUUUCUCUCGGCUUCGAUGAACCCACAGAACAGCCGGCGAGGAGGAACAAGAUGGCCUCCAGCAUCUUCGGGACCCCUGAGGAGAACCCCCCUUCCUGGGCCAAGUCCGCGGGUGCCAAGUCAAACAGCGGCAGGGAAGAGGCGGAGUCAUCAGGACCCCAGACCCGCAGCGCAACUGAAGCCAGCGCUGGAGACUUCAUGGAGCUGAAGGGGGAAGGUGAAGUUCACGAAAACACGGAUGCAGAUUUGCAGGCCCAGAGUGAAGAGAAGCCGGUGCCCGCCGCCCCCGUGCCCAGCCCCGUGGCGCCAGCCCCAGUGCCAUCCCGGAGAAACCCUCCUGGUGGCAAGUCCAGCCUGGUCCUGGGUUAGCCCCGCCUCCCCGCGCCUGUUGGUGUGUGUAUGUGUGUGCGUGCAUUUUCUCCGUGCUCGUGAACUACACAACUUGAGCCUGAACAUCUUUCUGAUUUGUUUCAUUAAAAAAGAAGCACUUUAUGUA